UAUCGAAUAAGACGUUUCGUUUACAAAAACGUGACACAUCAUUUUGCUGUCCCCCAAACGUACAACGGACUCUGUGUUCAUGUAUUCUGCUCAAAAUGUCGAGAGUUCGAAGCAAAAUGCGACGCUAGCACGUCGUUAUCUCAAUGUUACACAGAGGGAGGAAGUGCACAAGAAGGCCUUUACCAAAUGGGUAAACUCCAGGCUCGCUCAGGCAGAUCCACCUAUCGAAAUUAAGAAUCUGGAUCGGGAUUUCUGUGAUGGCAUAGCGCUCCUAAGUUUGCUGGAAGUUCUUCUCGAUAUUCGCACGCAACGAGACGCAGGAAAAACAAGGGUCCAUAGGCUGAACAAUGUACAGCGUGCUCUACAGAUCUGCAGCGAACACGGGAUCCAGCUGUUUGGUAUCAGCGCGUCUGAUAUUGUCAACGGUACUCGCAAAACAACGCUAGGGUUGAUAUGGAAUAUCAUCCUUCAUUUCCAGCUACAAAACCCAACAAAGAGCGACUCCAAGGACUUCAGCGUAGAGCGCGCCCUUCAGGAGUGGUGCCAGGAAAGACUUGAACGGUACAAAGAUCUCGUCACAAUACGGGAUUUCUCCAAAAGUUGGCGUGACGGCCUGGCGUUUAAUGCAAUACUGCACUCGUAUCGCGGGAGUUUGUUCGACUUCGGGAAAAUCAUUCAGCAGGACACCUUCACAAGACUGGAUAACGCGUUCAGCACCGCAAACCUCGUCUGGUCGGUGCCCAAACUACUAGACCCGAGCGAUGUGGAUGUAGAGAAGCCCGACAAGAAGAUGAUCACCAUGUAUCUGAGUUGUUUGUACGAGAAGAUCAUAGCAAACCCUCAUGGUAACCUACCGGAAGGAAUCACAAGCUCGGAGGAAAGCAUCGCGUUACCGUCACGUGACGCGGAAUCCGCCAAUCAGGAAGAGGCUCCGGACGACAUUGAAGGACUUCCGGUUAAGACGAAGAAGGUUCUAGAAGCUUCCCCUGCACGUAUGGAACAGAUAUCUCCGUUGGACAUUAAUCUGAAUAAUAUAGAAAACAUAAAUAGAGUUGAUGAAACACACCACCUUUAUUCUAAAGCUGAUAACGAAACUUCUGCACAUGACAAAUCAAACGCAAAUAACACUCAAGAACUACCGCUGGAAAUUAGUACUGCUGGCCCUAUGUCACAAACUUCCACAGCUGUAACUGAAAACGAUCGAAAAACAGAUUUUAAAGACAUUUAUCAGCUUCCGACUACCAAGGCUGAUUCCAGUGCGCAUGUCACAAAGGAAAAAGUACAAGUUAUCAGAACUUCGGGCGGUCAAGGAAUAUCUGAAGGGUCACGUGUAACUCGAAUAAUAACAAAACGUACUGUGACAACUCACAAAGUGCCUUCUUUCACUAACCCGCAAAGCACGAGGUCUAAUCCUCGAGUGAAGAAAAAGGUGUUUUAUCUAAAGAAGAAUACACCCCGUAGCUCCCACGCAAGAAGCUCGCCCCAGUUUCCGCCAAUUUCUAUAGAAGAGACGAAGACAAUAAGAAUAAACUCCGUCUCCAGCUGCACGCCAUCAACUUCCUCGGUUUCUUUAGACGGUCAGGCUACUGAUGGCAAAAAAAAUCGGACGCGUAAAAGAAAUCGCCACAGAAAGCAACUAACUCCGCUAACAUACCCGUACAGCCGGCUGCAAACACUAGACGAGGACUCGGAUCUUCUCGAAAGAAGAGUCGAUCACAGCAAGAUGUACAGCUUCUCCUCUAUAUCUGAUUCAGAGUCUUCCCCAGAAAAUAAUGAUGAUGAUCUCCUCAGUCAAGAUUCUGCUAUCGGCGACAUGGGGACGAUCAUUUCCCGAGGGCCUCAAACUCCUUAUUCAGCCAAUUUAGCGAAAUCAAAGUCGGAUACGACGAUACACCGUUUACGCGGCGAACCCGACCCGAUUGCUUCACGAGAACAGAGGUCAAAGCUGUUAAGCUCUUCAAAAUCAGAAUCCGUCCCUUUGAUGAACGAAUCUUGCCGAGAUUUCCCCUACAGUCCUAAAGAUAAAACUUAUAAUAAAACAGUUUUGCUUGCUGAUUUGAAAAAGCGAGGCUUUAGAACAAGUAAUUUCCCUUGCAGUGGCAGUAACACUAACAUCGACUAUGAAGCAUACUUAGACAGACGCCUAGAAGACGCCGAGUCAUCCAUUACUGAUCUGGAACAGUGCCUUCCCAUGUCGCAUAGCGACAGCAUUGACCUUGGCUUCGCAAAGAAGACCCUCGACGAAACUAAGGUCGUCGUGUACACACUAGACAAACUAAAGUUUGGGGUACAAGACGUCAUCAGACUUGGACGCGGAUUAGUUGACGACGGUUAUUUUGACGAGAAAACGUCACACGGUUUCACUCGGAGAAUCAACAUCCUUGAGAAUCGUCUGAAUGAUUUGAGAGCACAUAGUAGCAAGGAGAUGGCAAGGCUGUACGAUCUGUACGUCAUCCUGCUGAGACAGAACAUCGACAGGAUACAUGAUUGGCUUUUACGAGCGGAGUCCCGGAUGACGCUGGACGACGGUAUUGGUCCAACGCACGACGACGUUCUACAGCAACAAAAAGAACAUUUCGAGUUCCAGAAGGAUCUUGGUGUCUUUUCCUCGAUCAAUAUGAUUUUUGAGAUCGACGUAGAAGAUCUACUUCUAGACAAGCAUCUGAGUGAGGAGGUACAGUCGGCGAGUGAGCGGUGGGCGAAGGUGUUUAACUGGGCGGAGGAGAGGAAACAGCGACUGAACGAAGUGCUGUUUGACUGGGAGCAAUUACGAAACUCGGAGCGGGAAAUAUUGGAAUGGAUGAGGGAGCGCGAAUAUGAACUUGAGGUCGUGGGGAGUACUGAUAUAACGAAUGGCGAAGAAGUUGCUGAACACAUUCGAGUUCUACAGGACGCGGUAGACCAAUUGAAUCAAGGUGGUCGACGGUUGGACACACUUCGUAACAUCAGCGUACGUCUCAUAGCAGAUGCGCAGUACAGCGACUCAGUGGCUCAGCGAAUCAAGAGCGAGGUGCAAGAUUUUGAUGACUGCUGGCGAUCAGCACUCGAAAACACAACCAGCCGCAUCGCCCAGCUAACAUGUGCUCGAGAAAGGUUCUUGGAAAUGUCUGCUUUGGUACAAAACGUCAAGGAGUGGCUGUGUGGAGUCGAGGAUAUUCUUAGAAAAUCUAACGAGUCUACUGGAAAACAGAAAGACGAGGAGAGGUCGUGUUUACAUGAGAUUGAGCUGAAAUACGACCAACGAUACGAAAAGCACCUAAAGGUUGACAGAAUUACUCAACUCGAGGCGGCCAUUGCCGAAGAGAUCGAUCAGCCUUCCCAUGAUGCAAUGCACUUGGUCACCACUAAUUUGAUCAAAAGAUACCAAGAGGCGUGCGAGGGACUGGAGAGGAGAAGAGAGGGAUUACCGCUGCCUCAGCACGAUGACUGUUGUCUCAUGAAAUAUCUUAAAAGGAGAAUAAUGUUCGGCGGCUAUCCUGAGAAGUUCGCAAACUUUUUCACUAAAUGAUAAUUGUUGUUGAAUGAAUAAUAAAUGCAUUUGUUUUGUA
Molecule: messenger RNA, 3548 nt
Organism: Nematostella vectensis (starlet sea anemone)
Lineage: Eukaryota; Metazoa; Cnidaria; Anthozoa; Actiniaria; Edwardsiidae
Product: dystrophin
Exons: 24
Coding region: 80-3508 (1142 amino acids)
Biological process (GO): synaptic signaling
Cellular component (GO): plasma membrane
Molecular function (GO): protein binding
Source: RefSeq, a predicted model, not a curated record